CGCGCCGCCGCCGCCGGCACCGCCGCCGCGCAGGCCUCCAAUGUGCGCGUGGUGGUGCGCGUGCGGCCCGAGAACGAGCGAGAGAGCCAGGGCGGCUACCGGCUGGUGGUGCGUCCACUGGACGACCACAUGCUCAUCUUCGACCCGCGCCAGCAGGACGAGGACUUCUACUUCCAGGGCGUGCGCCAGCGGCAGCGCGACCUCAACAAGCGUGCCAGCAAGGACAUGCAGUACAUGUUCGACCGCGUGUUCCACCCGCACCACAGCAACCAGCAGCUGUUCGAGGCCACCACCAAAGACGUCAUCGACACGGUCAUCGACGGCUUCAACUGCUCCGUGUUCGCCUACGGCUCGACGGGCGCCGGGAAGACGCACACGAUGCUGGGCACCAGCUCGGAGCCGGGCAUCAUCUUCCUGACGGUGAUGGAGCUGUACUCGCGGAUCGCGGCCAUGGCCGACACGCGCUGUCAGGUGGCCGUCUCUUACGUGGAGGUGUACAACGAGACGGUGACGGACCUGCUGCAGCCGAGCGGGCCGCUGGACGUGCGCGAGGACGGACAGCGCGCCGUCGUCAUCGCCGGCCUGUCGCAGCAGACGCCCGACGGGCCCGAGCACCUGAUGGCCAUCCUGGCAGCCGGCAACCAGAGGCGCACCCAGCACCCCACCGACAUGAACGCCGAGAGCUCGCGAUCGCACGCCGUCUUCCAGGUGACGCUACGCCAGUCAGACGGCACGGCCGGCCUCUCGCAGGACGUGCGCGUCUCCAAGCUGUCUCUGAUCGACCUGGCCGGAUCCGAGCGCGGCUCGGCCACCGGACACAAGGGCGCCCGGUUCCGCGAGGGCGCCAACAUCAACCGCUCGCUGCUGGCGCUCGGCAGCUGCAUCAACGCGCUGGCCGACGGCAAGAAGUUCGUGCCGUACCGCGACUCCAAGCUGACCCGGCUGUUGAAGGACUCGAUCGGCGGCAACUGCAAGACGGUGAUGAUCGCCAACGUGACGCCGUCGGCGGCCAGCUUCGAGGACACGCACAACACGCUCAAGUACGCCGACCGCGCCAAGGCCAUCAAGACCAGGCUGCAGCGGAACGUGGUGUCGGUGGACAUGCACGUGGCCCAGUACGCCAAGGUGGUGGACGAGCUGCGCCAGGAGGUGACCGAGCUGCGCGCCCAGCUGGCAGAGCGGCCGGCCGCCGACCAGACGGCGCCGCCGCCGGCCGAGCCGCCCUUCGACGCGGCGCCCCGUCUGGAGCAGGCGCGCGGCGAGCUGGCCGCCGCCGUGCAGACGGCAGAGGCCGAGGCGGGCCGCGCGCCGGCCGGCCCCGCUACCGACCAGCUGGUCGACCAGCUGGAGAAGGAGCGCCAGCUGGACGAGUGUCGUUCCUCACUCUCAGUGCGCCAGCUGGACGAGUGUCGUUCCUCACUCUCAGUGGCUGUAGCAGUGUCUGCCGGCGGCCUGUCCGGUGGUGUCUGUCCGCCGGUGUCUGACGGCCCUGUCCGGUGUCUGACGGCCCUGUCCGGUGUCCGCCCGCAGCGCCAGCUGGACGAGUGUCGUUCCUCACUCUCAGUGCGCCAGCUGGACGAGUGUCGUUCCUCACUCUCAGUGCGCCAGCUGGACGAGUGUCGUUCCUCACUCUCAGUGCGCCAGCUGGACGAGUGCCGCGUGCACGCCGCCCACCUGGAGACGUUCUCGCGUCUGCUGCAGCUCGAGCUGGCCAGCUCGGACCAUCUGCUGGCCCAGCUGAUCGGCGCCGUCCGCGAACAGCACCGCGUGCUCACCUACAUGAAGUUCGUGACGCCCGAGCUGGAGGCCCAGUACAAGGAGGUGGUGGGCCUGGUGGAGGGCCAGAAGGAAGUGUGCUGGGCGGACCAGCAGCAGCCGGCCGCCGACAGUCCGGGCCAGCCCAGCUACGACGUGACGGCGCUGCUGCGACUGGCAGACACCACCUACCGGCCGGCCGAGCCGCUGCGGCAGGCCACCGGCGGCCUGCUGCUCAGCGCGCCCGCGCCCGCCCCCGCGCACCCCGUGUUCUUCGACGCGGAGCCCGGCCCGGAGACGCCGCGGCCGGGCGGCCCACCGGAGGCGGACGCAGUGGCCGAGACAGAGACCAGCCCGGGCCCGGUGCAGGCGGACAGGGACCUGGCUGAGGAGGCCGUCACAGUGCCCUCGCCGCGCGAGCCGGGCCCGCACCGGGCCCAGUCUCCUGCCGCAGAGCCGGCCGCACCGCGGACGGACGCUACCGUGUCGAUCACACCGCAAACAGGCACUGCAGGGUCGGUCACACCGCAGACAGAGACUUUAGAGCCGGCCACACCGCAGACAGAGACUGCAAGACCGGCGACACCACAGACAGAGACUGCAAGACCGGCGACACUGCAGGCAGAGACUGCAGGGCCAGUCACACCGCGGACAGACGCCGCGGUGUCGAUCACGCCGCAGACAGAGACUGCGGAGCCGGCCACGCAGCAGGUGAGCGGCGGCGAGUCGGAGCGGCCGGACACGCUGCCGGCCGGCCGGCGCCACAGUCCCGCCGGGGACGGUCCCCGGGUGCCGGCCGGGCGCGCUGACAGUCCGCCGGCCGGCCGGCGUCACAGUCCCGCCGGGGACGGUACCCGGGUGUCGGCCGGGCGCGCUGACAGUCCGCCGGCGCCCCCCGGCAGUCCCGCCGCGGCCGGCGGCACACCGGCCACCGAGCCGAGACGACCGGAGGCGGGCGCGCGCCACUCCGUCUCACCCAAUCUGAACACCACCAUCACCAUGUCGCCCUCCGAGAGCAGGCUGGCGUCACCGAACGUGGACCUGGGCGCCACCGUCGCCGGCCCGGCGCCGCCGGCCUCGCGGAAGGCGCCGGCCGCAAGUCGGCCUCGCCCGACCUGA
Amphibalanus amphitrite is the source of this 2874-nucleotide messenger RNA. RefSeq names its product chromosome-associated kinesin KIF4A-like. Lineage: Eukaryota; Metazoa; Arthropoda; Thecostraca; Balanomorpha; Balanidae. The record is from RefSeq and is a predicted model, not a curated record. The coding region runs from base 130 to 2874 and encodes 914 amino acids. Gene Ontology annotation, molecular function: microtubule binding; microtubule motor activity; ATP binding. The transcript has 16 exons. Gene Ontology annotation, biological process: microtubule-based movement.